Messenger RNA from Pestalotiopsis fici W106-1, 4344 nucleotides. RefSeq lists its product as uncharacterized. The record is from RefSeq and is a predicted model, not a curated record. Gene Ontology annotation, cellular component: membrane. Gene Ontology annotation, biological process: transmembrane transport. Gene Ontology annotation, molecular function: ATP hydrolysis activity; ATP binding; ABC-type transporter activity. The transcript has 13 exons. The coding region runs from base 1 to 4344 and encodes 1447 amino acids. NCBI's taxonomy places the organism in Eukaryota, Fungi, Ascomycota, Sordariomycetes, Amphisphaeriales, Sporocadaceae.
AUGGCAAAAAGUGCAUGCUUCGACUUCUGCCCCAAGGACAGCGACAAUCAGCUGUACCCGCGUGUUCACUUCUCUUGUCGCUCUUUUGAUUUCACACUCCUGUUCCAAGAUGUCUUUUUCAUUGCCGUCCCGGCCUCCCUGAUGCUGAUAAUUAUACCGAUCCGACUACGAGCACUAUGGACGGCGCAGGUGCAGGUCAAGUUAUCUGCGCUGGCAAUAUGGAAACUGAGUCUCUACAUCCUUCUUUUCACGUUCCAUAUACUCUUCCUGGCUCUCCGUCAGCGGGCUCCCCGCUUGGUUACGACCAUGUCGAUAGCCUCUGGCGUGUUAUCAGCAGCCGCAGUUCUCACCGCCGGAAUCUUGUCCUUCUUGGAACACCAACGAUCGUCAAGACCUUCGGACCUCUUGGUACUGUAUUUCUCAGCAUCUGCCAUCCUCUACAUUCCAACCCUUCGAUCACUUUGGUCCAUGCCGUGCCAUACCCAGACGCCCGGUGUCUUAUGGGUCGUGAUCUAUGUUGGGACCAUCCUUCUCGCCGCCAUCGAGUCUGCUCGAAAGACUCAGUCGCUUCUUUAUCCACCUGAGAAAGAUGUUUCUCCAGAGGGUUUCACUGGAAUUUGGAGUCGUGGUCUUUUUGCUUGGACUCUUCCCUUCCUCCGCUUGGGCUUUUCAGACGUGCUUCAACUCAGCCAAAUACCCCAAGUGGGUAGUGAUCUCAGGGCAGAAUCAACAUUGACUACCCUCCGGGGCCCUUGGCAAAUUCACCAAGGAAAUUAUCGCCUAAUCCGGGCCGUCUUCUCCUCUAACAAGUGGCUUUUCCUUUCUGCCGUCCCCCCGCGCCUUUCGCUUUCUGCCUUCAUGUUUUGCCAGCCAUUUCUCAUCGAAGCUUCAGUCUCAUACUUGAACUCAACGCCGGACGAAUAUAACAAGUACUACGGACGUGCCCUCGUUGGAGCUUUUGUUCUUGCUUAUGCCGGCGUGGCAAUCUCACGAGCAUUAUAUAUGCGUCAGACAUAUCGUUUAAUUGCCCGCAUUCGAUGUUCUCUGGUGGCCAUGAUGUACCAGCACACCACUGGUUUCCGGGCUGCCGAACUGCAGGACUCAUCAGUCGUUACUCUGAUGGGUACCGACGUGGAGAGGAUAGCACAGGCCCUCAGGUUGAUCCAUGAACUAUGGGUAUCGAUUCCAGAGGUGGGCAUAGCUGUUUGGCUGUUGGCUCGCCAGAUGUCAUGGGCUUCUGUUGUGCCACUUAUCGUGUGUCUGGUAUCUGUGGUAAUAACUUCGAGGAUUUCAGCAUCUUUCGGAAAAGCCCAAGUCGCUUGGAACGAGCGUGUCCAGAAAAGGGUUGCUACCACUGCCGGCAUGCUAACAAACAUGAAAGCUGUCCAGAUGUUGGGCAUGUCAAAUAUCAUGAACGAAAUUGUAACACAUCUCCGAAUGAUCGAACUGAAAACAUCGGAGCGCUUCCGCGCAUUUUUGAUUUGGCAGAUCCUCCUUGGAAACGCUCCCGUGACAAUUGCACCCUUCGCAACUUUCACCGUUUAUGCUAUCAUCGCCGUAACGACAAAAAGUGACACCCUUCUUUCUGCUCAAGCAUUCACUGCGCUUUCAUUGAUUAGUCUGAUGACGACUCCUCUAAUCCAGUUCUGUCAAGCUUUGCCUUAUUGUGUUCAGUCUGCCGCCUGUUUUGGUCGAAUACAGGAGUAUUGUCUAAAGGAACAGAUUUUCAAUACUAUGGAUAACCCGCUUUCCUCAUCGUCUGAGCUAAUCCCACUCAGGAGUAUUGACACCCUGAAAAACAGAGAGGGACAUCUAAUACAUUACUAUCAUGCAGAUAUCGCCUGGUCGUCUUCUUCGGAGCCCAUACUCCGAGACCUAACACUUGACAUUGGCCCCGGCCUCACUGCCAUCGUUGGGCCGGUCGCAUCUGGGAAGUCGACACUGCUAUGGAGUAUGCUCGGAGAGACAGCCCUCUUAGCUGGGACAGCUUCGCAUUUCACUGCAGCAGCAUUUUGUGCACAGACUCCCUGGAUCAUGGACGAAACGAUUCAACACAAUAUAACAAUGGGUUUGAACCUUGAUCGAGAAUGGUACAACUUCUCAAUAUAUUGUGCAUGCCUCUAUGAGGACCUAACUAGGCUCCCUCGAGGCGAUCAGACCUUGGCAGGGAGUAAUGGCGCUUCCCUGAGCGGAGGGCAACGCCAGAGAGUUGCGAUUGCUCGCGCUGUGUACUCGAAAUUGCCUAUUGUUAUCCUCGACGAUGUAAUGAGUGGACUGGACGCCAAGACUGUAAAUGCUAUUUGUAGCCGUCUCUUUAGUCAUUUUCGCAAAGCCGGCAUCUCUGCCAUUGUAGCUACGCAUACACGGAGCGUCCUUCCUCACAUGGACACAGUCUUGGCGUUGGAAAGUGGACAUAUGGUUCAAGUUCGGGACUUGGUUGGCGUGAACAUACAGUCUGCCGGGGUCGUAGAACAAGUCCCUUCAGCCACGGAGUCACCUGCACUCGAAUCUAUAUUACAAAACAACAAUGACAAUUUGGACAUCCCUCAAGAUUCAGAGCCUCCAAAUAAUGGAAGUGACAGCGAAGAAAGUGAAAGUGUGCCACUUGACUCUGAAAGACAAAGAGGAAAUUGGGCGGUUUAUUCAUAUUACUGCCGAAGUGCUGGACUACUCUCGGUAGUAAUCUGGAUUACUUGCUCGAUGCUCGCUGCUGUCUUCACAGGAGUUACAACAAUAUGGGUCGAAAUAUGGACCGACGAGAACCAGAAACACCCCAACCAAAGACUUGGCUACUAUUUGGGGAUAUAUGCCCUUUUCAUGGUUUUGUCUAAUUUGGCUAUGGGAGGCGAGUUAUGGUACUCUUUUAUCAAGAUUAUUAGCGAUACCGCACUUCAUUUACACACUGAUAUCCUAGAUGCCACUUUGAGAGCGCCUUUCCAAUUCUUCCAAGAAGUGGAUGUUGGCUCCAUCACAAAUAGGUUCAGCCAAGACAUGGACCUCAUCGAUAUGGUUUUGCCGUCUCAGGCAGCUCAUCUAAUGAUAUUUUCUUUUUCAGGUGCUGCUUCAUGUCUCGUCCAGCUCAUCAUCCUGUGCGUUCUCGGAAAAUACUUGGCGGCAACUAUUCCCAUAUUUCUUGGUACCUUAUUCAUACUUCAAAAGUGCUAUCUCCGCACGUCACGACAGGUCCGGCUUAUCGACAUUGAAGCGAAAGCCCCGCUCUACAAGCAGUUCAUUGAAACAGUUUCAGGCGUGACAACCAUUCGGGCCUACCGCCGCAGUCCAUACUUCCGCCAUAGAAACGCACAAACUCUGGACAUAUCGCAAGGGCCAUACUACAUGCUUUUCUGUGUCCAGCAAUGGCUUGUGCUGGUGUUAGAUCUCAUUGUGGUGACCCUCGCCGUGAUAAUCGUCGCUAUUGCCCUGACAACUCUGGGCAGCAUUAGCGCCGGUGAGCUCGGUGUUGCCUUGGUGUUGAUACUCCAGUUCAACUCUCUUCUUUCCCAAAGCAUACAGGCUUGGACCAAGUUGGAGAUUUCCAUUGGGGCUGUUAGUCGGAUUCAGCAAUACGUAAGGGACACGCCAUCAGAGUCCGCAGGAGACCCUGCUCCACAUCAAUGGCCAAGCCAAGGUGCCAUACGUUUCGACAAUGUUGUGGCAAGCUACGCGCCCCAUGCUCCUCCUGCUCUUCAUGGGGUAACCUUGAGUAUCCGCCCAGGAGAGAGGAUCGCUAUCUGUGGCCCUUCGGGCAGUGGAAAAACAACACUACUCAUGACCUUGCUCCGUAUGACUGCGCUUCGAAACGGUCUUGUCAGUAUUGACGGAACCAAUGUUUCUACAUUGUCACCAAACGACUUGAGAGCAAAGAUGAACGUACUUCCACAAGAGCCUUUCUUCAUGCCUGGCACAAUCAGAUUCAAUCUCGAUCCCCGGCAGUGCUCAUCGGAGCAUGCCAUAAGAGCAGCCCUUGACAAGGUUGGUCUAUUAACCAAAGUUGAGAGCAAUGGGGGCCUUGAGGCCGGUUUGGACUCGAGAUGGUCUCAGGGCGAAAAUCAACUACUAUGCCUAGCCCGUGCCCUUCUGGUGCCAAGCAAGAUAUUGAUUCUUGACGAGGCUACAAGCAAUGUGGAUGACCAAACAGAAGGAAUCAUGCUGGAUGUGAUUGGACAAGCGUUCAAGGACCAUACCGUCAUCUCGGUCAUCCAUCGGCUCUCGAAGAUAGAUACUUAUGAUCGAGUGGUGGUCCUCAAGGAUGGACGUUUGAUAGAGAGCGACUCGCCCGCGUCACUGCUUGAGAAAGAUACAGUUUUUCGGGAGCUGUACCAAGCCUACGUCUCGGGACAUUAG